CACUACAUCGACUUUCUCCUCUAAUUCAGUUGUCCUGCACAUCAGAUCAUCUUCACCCUACCCUGACUGGAUGCAUAUCUCUCAAGCCUCCCGUAUCAACAAUCUCCUGACGAAACCUUCCCGCCACGAUCAACGAGCUCCAUCUCGCACAUCUACACAAAUCUUACCUGUCUGCCAUACGCAGUGUAAGCCAGAGCAUUCUAUCGGAGGCGGGUCUUGAGCACGACAAGUUCAAUGUGGUCCGAAAGUAGUACAACGAACUAGACACGGAACCUGGGAUUUGGAUAGGUUCUUCGUGUACGGACAAACAUCGACAAGCGAUUAUAGCACGCUCAACAAAAAGCUUCCGAGUCGCCAUCAUGAGCGACUAUUAUCACCACUUCCUCACCUCGAUGGCAGGUGUUGGAGGAAAUCCUCCUCUAAGCCAACAUGGCGCUUCUAUACCUGUGCAACAAGCCCCAGUAUUGGGCUUAGGGACGACGCCGAUGUCUCCCGCUUAUCAAAACCUCGGUGGAUAUUUUAACGGAUAUGCCGAGCCUAUUAUGUUCAGCGCACCCAAGGCUCAAAGAAGCCGUCGCAAGUCUGCGCCUGGAUUGGAUCACAUCAAACAUCGACGCACAAGGUCAGGCUGCUAUACUUGCAGGAGCAGGCGAGUCAAGUGUGAUGAAACCCACCCAGUCUGCGAGAGAUGCAGAAAGGGAAACCGAGAGUGUGUCUAUCCCGAACCGACACCACCCAAGGGAUCCGUGAAGGAUUCAUCGGGCCAGAGCCAGCAGGAGAGCCCUACAUCCUCACGUGGCGAUGACGAUGACGACGAAACUGGACAAGACGGAUCACUGACGCCGAUCAUGGAUGAGGAUGAAGAAGAAGCCGAAAGCGCAACAAUGCAAUCCUCGACACCGACCAUUCCUCCGCCUCGAUCAAGCGCAUCGGUAGCAUCACUAAGUUUCAGCCAUGGACCCUUAGACGCUGGACAGGGGCUCUAUCUCAACUACUACCGUGACAAUAUCACGCACUAUCACUACUCCGUGGUGAAUGACUGCGACAACUUUUUCCAGGAGAUCUUGACUGGAUUGGCAAUUCAGGACGAGGGCCUUCUCUAUGCCGUGGUGGGGUUUGCCGCCUACCAUUAUACUUUACAGAAUCCGAUAGGAGAGAUCAAGGACUUCUUGCAGUUCUAUAAUCGCAGUGUUACUUUACUGCUAGGGUUCUUGAAAAGGAAAGAGCGCCAUACGGACAUGACUCUGUUAACUAUCUUGCAACUUGCCACAAUCGAAGAAUAUCUCGGCGACUGGGUCAACCUCAUGGGCCAUCAGAAGGCUGCCCUAGAAGUACUGACCGAACUGUACACGCCACAAACGGUCAUGCAGACCUCUGUAGGGCGCAUGAUCCUGACGUGGUAUACACGGUUUGACGUGUUUACUGGCAUAAUGGGCAGCUCCAAAACUAUGCUUCCUCGGGAAUGGUUCACAGCUUAUGUCGAUUACUACGAGACUCGAGCGGCAGAAAACCCCACCGAACUUUCCUACAAAACCGAGGUGUGCUCAGGACGACUACGCAUGAUAUCAAUGGAGAUGUCCAUUUUGUUUGGAAGAGGCGCCAGGCAGGAAUUGACGGAAGAGGAGUAUACUGCCGAGCACUGUCGACUAUACAACGCCCUCCACGAGUGGAAGAACAGCUGGGAUCCUGCCUUGGUAAAUCCAGAGUUCCUCGUAACGGAUUUGCCGAUGAACGGAGCCACAGAGGCAGAUCGCAUCUUCCAGCCGUUCACACCCGGCUUACUUUUCCGGCCUCCCCUUUUUUCCUCGACGAUCUUGACUUGCGAAUGGAACUCAAUCGCACUGAUGCACGGAAGUCAGGGAGCUUCGGACCCUUCGAACGAGACUCUGGAGAAGUUGAGGGGGCAUGCAUAUGAGAUAUGCCAGAUUUGCGAGGCAGUAGAGACAUGGCCGUUUAGCCCCGCGGGGAGCUUGAUAAUCAUGCAACCAUGUCUCGGUAUCGCUGCGUUAUUUGUCCCCCAGGAGGAGGCCUACCAGCUCUGGAUCAGGAAGAAGUUCGCGUUGCUCGAAAGAAUGGGGUACAUAUCACCCGGAACAAUGCGCCUAAGAAUGGCAGAGCUCUUCCGCGACGGGAGCUGUCUCCGUUGGUGGUUACCGAACGACGAAGGAUUUACGCCCAUGCUGCAAAGCAUCCGGGCCUUUGCGGACGAGCGAAACGCGACGGCCGUGUCGACACAGAGUGAGAACCUGCGACAGAUACGAUCCGUGUUUUCCAGGAUGGAUAUUCGACGAACAGCCACGGGCCAGGGCCAGUUGAGCGAUGGGGUCAAUACUAUGCUUUUGGAAUGAGAAGAGUGUAGAUUGACAGGACAGGACAGUACGGGACAGGAGAAUCGCUUACAAAAUAGAUUCCGUGUCCCAGCGGCCGAGUUAUAUGAACUUAAUAGGGCUACGACCGAUGUUACGUUUCAAACUGGACGAUUGUCGUUUCGUCUCUGCGGCUUAUACACUAAUUAGACUAGAGUCCUUGCAACUAGCAGAGAUACCGAUCCUGACUCAGGGACAAGAGGACAGUGAAGUGAUCAAUAAUACAACCCAGCAACUUUUUUGGUCAGAACU
This is a messenger RNA of Neurospora tetraspora, 2618 nucleotides long. RefSeq lists its product as uncharacterized. The transcript has 5 exons. Gene Ontology annotation, molecular function: zinc ion binding; DNA-binding transcription factor activity, RNA polymerase II-specific. Bases 360 to 2348 code for a protein of 662 amino acids. Gene Ontology annotation, biological process: regulation of DNA-templated transcription. The record is from RefSeq and is a predicted model, not a curated record. Lineage: Eukaryota; Fungi; Ascomycota; Sordariomycetes; Sordariales; Sordariaceae.